Caenorhabditis briggsae is the source of this 1626-nucleotide messenger RNA. RefSeq names its product Protein CBR-NHR-46 (gene Cbr-nhr-46). Lineage: Eukaryota; Metazoa; Nematoda; Chromadorea; Rhabditida; Rhabditidae. The record is from RefSeq and is a predicted model, not a curated record. The transcript has 6 exons. The coding region runs from base 1 to 1626 and encodes 541 amino acids. Gene Ontology annotation, molecular function: DNA-binding transcription factor activity; zinc ion binding; sequence-specific DNA binding. Gene Ontology annotation, biological process: regulation of DNA-templated transcription.
AUGAAAAGCGAGUGGUCCACCAAUUUCUUCCAUCAAUCUCAAACACCCAAUCCUUAUCCGCCAAUGUCUGGAGGUGGCGGAGGACCACAACCAUCUCAUUCCAGUGGCAAUUCUUCAUUUUUCUCAUCUCCCCCUCCAAUGAAUUCUUCCCAUCAAUCCCAUCAGUCACCCAUGAGCCUUCAUCAAUCGAUGCCUCUUCUGCAAAGCCCUCUGAAGACGUCGCCGAGGAGUGAGGCAGAAUCCACGUCGGCACCUAAUUCAGUUGGCCAUGUUAUCAAGGGAGAACGAUGUGUUGGGUGCGGAAGCGACUCGGCCAUCCGCGUUCACUACGGAGCCAGCUCAUGUCACGGAUGUAAAGCAUUCUUCCGUCGAUCAGUAUUCGAAGGAAGGGUUUAUAUGUGCUCGGCUGAGAACCAAUGCGAUAUUACCAAUGAAUCCCGUAAUCGGUGUCGUGCCUGCCGUCUCCGUAACUGUCUCGAUGGAGGAAUGAACCCAAAACACGUCAGAGAAGAACGCUCGAAAAUCGAAAGAAUGCCUGGAAACACGUGCACCGUCUCAGCCACAAACGGAGUAACUCAUAAUGUUCCAACUACAUCUGCCGCCAGCCCAAUUAUGGAAGUUAAAUAUUCCGCUACUCUUGCCUCUGCUCUUUCCUCUGCUUCAUCCUCUACUCAAGCUCCUUCAACUUCUGAAUCCAGCUUUACGUCAUCUUCCGUGUCACAACCAGCUCCAGUUGAAUCCACAACGUCAUCUGGAUCAGAAGCGGAGGUUGUUGAUAAGAAGACGUUGCAAGAGAAUCCACUGACGCUGUUCAUGUGUGCGCUGGAAAAGCAAACUGAGCAAUUGAAGGAUGAAGAUGUCAAGGAUAAUGAUGUCAUGGGAGCGUGGAGUCGGGAUAUAAGCCUGACUUUUGGUCUUCAACACCCACAAAUGGUCAUUAAGAGAUUACCGAUCAUGUACACAUGCGAUCGGAUAAUGGAGGCUGCGGAUCUCUACCUUUCCUGGUACCGAUCAUUCGUUUUUUGUGCCGAUUGGGCCAUGGGAAUCCCGGAAUUCCGUGUACUUCCACUUGCCGAUCAGACGACGCUUUUUAAGCAGAACUUCAUGGCAUUUGGAUGGAUCACAUUCGCUUAUAAAUGCUUUGAUUUGAAACAACAUAAAAUUGGAAUCCCCCUUGGAAAUGGAUCAUUCAUUCCGUAUAACGACGAGGAUCAAAAGCAACUUCCAGAACGAUGGGCUCAAACUUACGGAGUUGUUUGCAAAAAAUUGAUUGACCUGAUUGUAAAAGUGAUGAUUGAAUUGCAAAUAACCGAGGAAGAGUAUUGUCUCAUCAAGACUAUUUCACUGUUCCAACAAGACUGCAUUCUCUCCGAAACGGGUGCUGGAAUCUGCACCAGAAUGCGUGAUCGUCUUCUAGAUGCACUGUCGACUCAUAUCGAGAGAAAGUUCCCAUUCCAGACUCAAAGUCAACGGUUGACAAGAGCACUGAAGAUUUCGCUGAUGUUGCCUAGCUUUUCGCACAUUGGUCAAGUGGAAUCCACACUGAUCCAACAGCUCACCGCCGCAGAUCUCCACCAACUCAGCGGAGUCCCAAUGGAAAUUUGUCAUGCCCAACAGUCGCUUUAG